AUGCUACUGGGAUUUUGUGAAGAUCACAGACGCGUGGUGAUUAACGCUCGUCACGAAUUGAUUUUGAUACGCGCGUGCAACGAUAACAAUUGUCUAGUUGGCGAUCCGGCGCGGGAGCCGGAAAUUGAAUUAUUCAAAGUACAGUGGCAAAUGCCACACGUCCUGCUGAACGAGAUAAAUAAACUGGCGAUGCUGCGUGCUCUGGAAAGCGGACGAUACCUGAGCAUGGCUUUUCGUUCGUGGGAUCUAUACGAGUUUCCGCUACUGCAGCGCACGACCAAACAUUCGUGGGCCAUCAAGACCGCUACUCAGCUCGAGAAGCUGCGGUACAUCAUCUUUGCUCUGCAGGCUGGUCGGAAGAACGUUAUGCUCGAGGAUACGAGCCGAUUCGAUCAUUGUAAACUGACGAACGUGAAACUGUAUCUAAACUUGGAAUGUUAUCCGUACGACGAUAUGAAUUUGGAUUUCGAUAAAAACAGAUGGUCGAUUCUCUACGACACAUACGUACGUUUCUGUAAAACCUAUUACGGAUACGAUUAUCUCGAGCCGAAUCAAACUGUUGCGAAUUUUCGGCAAAAACGUCCAUUCGUAAUUAUCGAUUGUUCUCGACAAAAUGAAUCGGUCAAGAGCGCAACCGUGGACGUGCGCUUAGAGUUUGAAUGGAAAGAAAAUUUGCCCGCAAGUACCACCGCGUACUGCCUCAUCAUACACGAUUGCGUGGUUCAGUACAAUCCGUUGACAAAUGUUGUGCGGAAGAUCACCUAA
This is a messenger RNA of Monomorium pharaonis (pharaoh ant), 765 nucleotides long. RefSeq lists its product as uncharacterized. The record is from RefSeq and is a predicted model, not a curated record. NCBI's taxonomy places the organism in Eukaryota, Metazoa, Arthropoda, Insecta, Hymenoptera, Formicidae. Bases 1 to 765 code for a protein of 254 amino acids. The transcript has a single exon.